AACAAACCGCCAUGUAAUGUAUUUUCUUCCACAAAUCGACGACAAAUGGAGAUACUUUACAGACAUUUAUGCGUCGCGAAUUUCAGACUGGUCCGUAGAUCCUAGGAAAUCAUGGAGAAAGUGAAGUUGUAUGAGGUGGUGAAAGUGACUGACGAAGGGGAGAGCUGCUACAACCAAAUGGAAGUGACUCCUCCAAGAAAGAGGAAAAGCAAAGCUCAGGAAGACAAUGUGGAGAAACCUAAGAAACCCAGGUCUGCCUACCUGCUAUACUACUUUGAUGUCCAUCAGAUUAUGCAACAAGAAAUCCCUAAUCUGCCACAGUCAGAGAUCAACAAGCGUAUCAGUGAGAGCUGGAAAAGGCUCAGCGUAGCUGAGAAAAGCUACUACCUAGAGAAGGCCAAAUCGGAGAAAGACGGCAUAGAUACAUCCUCUCUCAGUCCCUCCAAAGACCUGCCAGGCUUCCGCAAGAUCCUCCCCAGAGCCAGCUACUUCCUCUUGGCUAAAGGCUGCUCCUCGAAUCACCAGCCAGGAUUCUCUCAGCCAGAGGUCUGCGUGGAGUCUCUUGAUCCUCCAGUGGAGGGAGGUUUGCCCUCUGCCUCUCUCACCCAAGAGCCUCAGUUUCAACCUCUCAACUUGGCUGGUGAAGUAGAACUUUCCGAGCAGCUUAUUGUUGUCAAUGAUGUAGCAGAGGAAACGGCAGCGGCGUCUCAUCCCACGACCUUACAAGGAAACCCACCUUCUUCUUCCUCCUCCGUCUCCUCCAAAGCCCCGGCUUCCACAGAUGCCCAAGUCUCACAGAGCGCUGCUAACCAUAAAGCAAACAAGGUCACACUGAAAGGAAAUGAGACAAGAGUUGCUGGUGGCGGUUAUGGCGGGGCAAUGAUGCAGCAAAUACAGGGGGAAACGGCACAGAUGGUUGCCAUCAUACCCACCCAGAACCUGCUGGAGCCCAAGUCUUUGGCAGGUGUCAGCUCUGUGGGCCCAGUAAUGAUGGUCUCUGUAGGAGCCAGUGCAGAACGAAUUGCUAAUCCUUCGUAUAAAAUGUCUGUGAAGACAUACACCAGAAGAGGUCGAGGGAGGUGUCUAAAUCCUGGCUGUUCGUUUGUGUAUGUUACCCGCCACAAACCACCGACAUGCCCUGAAUGUGGGAGCCACCUUGGUGGCAAAUGGAUACCUGCUGGAAAGAAAACAAAAGAGAAAGAAGCUGCAUCCAAGCAAUUGCCAGAGAAAGCUGAAACCAAGUCUAAGGAAAGCUGCCAACCUACAUUGCCCUGUGCUCAGGAUGGGAAUGCUGAUAUCACUAAAACAAACACCACUGGGAGUGAAAAAGAAGGGCAAGUUCAACGGUGUGCCAAAAAGCAGUGUGCAGUUCCAGCUGUAAAACCACCAGAGGGCAGCAGCACCAAAUCACAGGAACAAACAGAGCAACUGAAAGACAGUGCGCAAGGUGUGAUAGCCCAUAGUCAAAGCAGAAGCAGUGCAGCUGUGCCGAAGAGACCUGUAAGACCCAUCCUCCCUGCCUAUUAUAGCACAGGCCGUGCAUUGUUCCAGAUCAUAACUGUCCCACCUGACAAAGGAAAAUUUCCGACUGCGAACAACAAUAAAUCCUCCUCUGUUCCUCGAGAGAGUUUCACAGGUCUCAAACCCAGCACCUUAAAACAGCUUGGCCAGGCAGUCACAACCACAGCCAAGCAGGAUCCUCCGAUUGCAGCAGAAGGAAGUCAGCCUGUUGCUUCACUGACUGAUAGGGGAGUGAAUAUCGUGUCAGUCGUGCCUUUCAAACAGCACACAGUCUCCAACUUUGAUUUGGGACUGUCUACAGCUCGAGGCAGGGGUCGCUGUAAGAACCCAUUCUGUGACUAUAUGUAUAAAAACAGACACAAACCUGCCGUGUGCCCUAAAUGUGGCUGCGAGCUGACGCAGAGGAACGCCAAAGGAACAAAGUCUGAGACUCUGCUGGAUCCAUACCAGGCCCUGACUACUGCUCAGAAAGACCUCCAGCGCCAGUCUACCCUGCAGCUACUGCGCCGUUCCAUUCUGAUUCCCGAGAGCGAGACUGAGCUCCAGGAGACACUGACCCUCAUCCAGGAGCUCAACAGUCUUCAGAUCGUCUUGGUUCAGCCAGGGGACCAGGAACAGGAGGAUGGCACUGAGGCGGAGACGCUAGUCGAGUCUGGGUGGCCUCAGUUCUAUGAAUCAGCAGCUACUCACUGUAGCCUGUGUAACUACCCUCUUUUCAAAGGAGAUCAGAGUACUGUUGCAGGACAGGAGGACUGCUGGUUGCUGACUGAGACACUGAUCCAGACGGCUUCUCUCCAGCUCAAGGUGUGUCUCAACGUUCAGUGUCUGGCCCUGCACAGCUUCACUGACCUGCAUCCAGGUUUGUUCAACAUUGGGAACAGACUGCUGGUCAGUAUUGAUCUGUUCCUGAAGAUCAGGGCCAAUCUUAAACUGGGCCUCCCACCCUCUCAGGUUGCUAGGACCCUACUGGACCAUGUCCCCAAUCACCCUGUCCACGCUCUGAAUCCAGAUGAGUCAUCUCAAAUUCAAGAGCUUCUCCUGAGUGGCUACUGGGCCUUUGAGUGUCUGACAGUGCGAGAUUACAAUGAUAUGAUCUGCGGCAUUUGUGGCGUUGCUCCAAAGCUGGAGAUCGCACAGAGAUACACAAAGAAUGUGCUGGAGCUCAAGAAUGUGGAGUUUACAUGGCCUGAGUUUUCAAUCUCGGAUGAGGUGCACGUGGAUGACUUUUGGCUGACCAUGGAAAGUGAAGCAAUCGAACAGGCAGCUUUCCCCACAGACAUCCCCAUCACACGGGUAGAUGCUUCUAUUAUUGCUCCCUUCAUUCCCCCACUGAUGAGGAGCCCCACUGUAAUCAACACAGAGAAGGAUAAAGUCCUGUCACACACACAGAAGCCCUCAGGAGAUCCAUCAGUUUUGGUACGUCUCAUUCAUGACGGUCAGCUGAGACUCGACAAGAUUGAAGAUCACAGUGACGACGAGCUGAGAACAAUACUGGACAGCUGUGGGGUGAACAUCACCCCAGGCUCUAACAAGAAUGAGCUGCUGGCCUCCCUGAUCUCCUUGUACACGCUUGUUCAUAGUGGUCUCUCCACGGCCCCCCAGCCCCCUCAACACCUCACUGCUGGAAAGCUUACCAAGGUCUGCCCCCACAAGGUGGUCUGUGGCUCUAAGUACUUGGUGAGAGGAGAGACGGCUCGAGACCAUGUUGACCUGCUGCUGUCCUCACGCUAUUGGCCCCCAGUCUACGUGAAUGACUGCGCUCGUCAGGUGGCUCUGUGCACUGACAUGCAGUACCCAGAGCUGGCAGCCCAGAUGUGGGGCAGGAACCAAGGCUGUUUUUCUGACCCCUUUGAGAAGCCUGUGUUUGUGUCGUGCUCUGAGCUGGAGGACCAGCUGUACAGCGCUGACCAGUCGUUGGUGGGAGAGAACCAGCAUGUCCACCCCAUCACCAAGUCGUCUUCUUGCUGGCUGGUGCAUCCUCCUGGAGCGGCUCUGGCCCAUGAACCCCUUGCUCCAGAACACUACUCCUUGGCCCUCUGCAGAGACCUGGAGCCCUACAUCAGCCUGGUGGCUGAGCUGGAGAGAGAGGAGGAGGAGAAGGAGGAAGGAUUAGAACAGGAGAAACAGACAGAUGAAGCUGACAAAGACUCCACAGAGAAACCAGAGGACUGUUCCUCAGUGAGCCAUGCACGGCAGCAACCUGUGGUUUUCAACAACACAGCCUAUUACUACCUUUUCAACCGUCUAGUGGAUUUUCUCUCCAGCAGGGACAUUGUGAACGAGCAGAUCAACCAAGUGGUGAAGGCUUGCCAACCUGGAGAGGUAGUGAUUAGAGACGCACUGUACCGACUGGGAGUGGCCCAGAUCAACACAGAGAGUGAGGAAGAUGAAGGAAUGGGUACGGGGGGACAGAAACAAGAGGAGGGGGCAGAGACUACAUAUGAGGUUAUCCUGCCUGAAUGAAAGAAUAUCAGGAUGAACAGAUGGAUUGACAUGCAGGCAGAGGGGUGGACUUAAUAUAAAAAUCCCUGACUGAAAAGAGAGGACUGCCCUUAAGAGAGAUGAAAGUGCUACCAGAAGGAGAAGAGAUGUGGUGUUAACCCUAACCCUAACCCAAUGACUAUGGAAACUGAAUAAUGAAGAGUUUUAGUGCUGGACAGUAUUUAACUGUUAAUAAGGACUGCUAGCCUGUGAGGGAGCAUAUUUGAUCAGCUAUACUGAAUUUACAGAUUGUAUAUAUUGAAUAUGGAUAAAGUGUGUUCAUUUUGGCAGAAGUGGACCUUCAUGUAAAGUGCAGUUGUCACAAACUAAAGAAUUACAUUUUAGAUUGCAGGUUAUAAGGUCAUUAUAACCAUCUCUAAGUCAAUGUAAAAAUAAAUACACAGAUAAUGGAGACUGUCAAAACUUACCACUUCAAAUGACUAAAAGAAUGUAAGUAUUUGUGUUUUUUAACCAGUAAGUUUCCAAGAGUUAAAGGAAGUGUGUGUGUGUGUGUGUGUGUGUGUGUGUGUGUGUGUGUGUGUGUGUGUGUGUGUGUGUGUGUGUGUGUGUGUGUGUGUGUGUGUGUGUGUGUGUGUGUGUGUGUGUGCGCGCGUGUAAUACACUUGAAAGUAUAAAUCAUGUUUUCCUGUUACUUGAAAGAAUGUAUACAGGGUUUUUAAUAACUCAGCUGCUUCUUGCUGGAAUAUAAAUGUUACCCAUGCUGUAUUUAUUGUUGUUUUUUUGCGACAGCUCUGCUUUAUGUUUCACACUCUUACCUCUCACUUGUUGCCUUUUGGACUGAGGUUUGCUUUUAAAAGGGGAUGAUGACAUGUGUCUGUCGAUUGUACUGUAUCUUAAUGUGUUGAUGAACUCUGUGGCCUUUGUUUUAUUUAGGCUCAAAAUAUCUUUUCAACAGAGACCCAGUCUAGGAUGCAUUCAAUGAAUUGUCUCAACUCCAGUUAACCAACUGAGAGCAAACUGAAGAUAUUUAGAAUACCUGCAGCACAAAGUGCGUUAGAAAUUAAUCUGAUGAUUGUUUUUUCUUAGUUUGUUAAGACUGGUCACUAGUGUUAAGCUUAAUGGUGCACUAACAAGGCUCUUGGAGUGCUGAGGCAGUUGUGUUGAAAAUCUGCACAUUUACUGAAACCUCAAGUAUUCAAUAAGGACAUCUGUUGGUCAAAAGAAAUUACAGCAGCCAAGUGUAUUGUAAAUAAAGAAAAUGUUGCAAUGUCUGCAAUAGUUGGAGCU
Molecule: messenger RNA, 5250 nt
Organism: Scomber scombrus (Atlantic mackerel)
Lineage: Eukaryota; Metazoa; Chordata; Actinopteri; Scombriformes; Scombridae
Gene: hmgxb3
Product: HMG box domain containing 3
Exons: 21
Coding region: 112-3984 (1290 amino acids)
Source: RefSeq, a predicted model, not a curated record